Quercus robur (English oak) is the source of this 2712-nucleotide messenger RNA. Its product is annotated as ankyrin repeat-containing protein ITN1-like. Gene Ontology annotation, molecular function: protein binding. The transcript is spliced from 9 exons. NCBI's taxonomy places the organism in Eukaryota, Viridiplantae, Streptophyta, Magnoliopsida, Fagales, Fagaceae. The record is from RefSeq and is a predicted model, not a curated record. The coding region runs from base 254 to 2563 and encodes 769 amino acids.
GUGCAUCUCUCUUUCUACUUUCUUUCUUUGUUGGUUGCCUCUCAACCUCUCUCCUUCUCCUUUAUUUUUUCCCAACCAGUGUUUCUCUCGCAGUGACUCUUCAUUAAUCUCUCCUUCUCCUUUCUUUUUGGGUUUUCACACCAAUUUUCUCUCAAUCUUUAAGAGUUUCUCUUGUCACCUGUUCCUUUCUAGUAUCUAUACAAGUGCGUGUUUGGAUCUUGGGACACAAUUUGGUUAUAUUGACAGAUCAAACAUGGAAACAAAGCCUGCCUUCAGUGCAGCUGUUGUUGAAGUUCUUAAACAAGACAAUUAUCUGGAUUGGAAUGUUCGGGUGAAGACAUCUUUGAUGGCUCAAGGUCUUUGGGACAUUGUUGAAUCAAGGAGCGGUUCUCCUACACCAGAAAAUGAAGCUGUCUUUAAGGUUUGGAGCAUGACGAAUGCCAUGGCUUUGCAUGUGAUCCAGAAUUCAUGCGGGCCGGACACAUUUUCUGAUAUUAGGGAGAUUACUUCGGCCAGAAUUGCUUGGGAAACCUUGGCAGGAAAGUACAAACCUAAAGGUCCUGACCCAAGUAGCAGCAUGGCUUCGGUUCCUUUAGAAGAAGACAAUCUUGACUCAAAUACUAAGUCAGGUACUAUCCAGAUUUCAUCUGAUAUUAGGGAGAUUACUUCGAUGGCUUCAGUUCCUUUAGAAGAAGACAAGCUUGACUCAAGUACUAAGCCAGGAGAAAGUAACAAAAAGGGGAACAUUAAUGAUGGCGUCGAGAUUUAUAAGGACUUAAACAAAGCUUUGAAAAUUGGUGAUUGGAAUGCUGCCAAGGAGUUCCUUAAUCGCCAUACGAAUGCAAUUAGUGCAAAAAUCACAGCUAGGGACCAGACCGCUGUUCACGUUGCUGCUGAAGCUGGACAUGUACAUAUAGUUGAGGAGUUGGUGAAAUUAACGUCUGCAGAAAAUUUGGGAAUAAAAGAUAGUAUUGGUUACACGGCUCUGCAUUGGGCAGCUAGUAAUGGAAACUACCGUAUAGCAGAAUGUUUGCUUGGAAAUAACCAGGACUUGACCAGUAUUGCAACUAAGGCGGGAACUAUUCCAGUUGUUAUGGCUCUUUACAAUGGGCAUUUAGAAUUGGGUCGUUAUCUCUAUUUGCUCACUCCAUUGGAAAUUCUAAAGGAAAAUAAUGGCACGAACGGGGCUUCCCUUCUUUGCGUGGCUAUAUAUAGCAAAGCUUUUGAUAUUGCUUUGCAUUUAGUCCAGCUUUGUCCACAUUUGGCUGUUGCUCGAGCCCGAAACGGUAGCUCUCCUUUGCUGGAAUUGGCUUGUAUGCCUGAUUGUUUACAAAGUGGAUAUCAGCUUGUAUUUUGGAAACGAUGGAUCUACUCCGGUAUUCAUAUUCAAUCGGCUUGUCCCAUUGAGGAAAUUCGUUUGAACAUUCAAAAACUAGCGGGAAACCGAUGCAAUGAUAAAGAUACUAGUGCAUCAGGGCUAUCUUCGUUGAGCCGACUAGUUUCAAAUCUCCGAACUCUCUUGGGUAUCAAGCAUCUAUAUGAAAUGAAGUUGGCCCACUUCCGAUCCCAUGAACUCCUGUGUCGCAUGACAGACGCGAUGUCGAUUUCAAAUCAUCAACAAAGGGUAACUGGUAGGGUUUCUGAUGCCAUCCUCCGUGCAACCAAGGAAGGGAAUUUUGAGUUUGUUUUUGAGAUAGUGAAAGCGGAUCCACAACUUGUGUGGAGCAAUGGAAAAAACUCAAGAAACAUUUUUUCGGUUGCUGUCCAACAUCGUCAUGCCAAAAUCUUUAGCCUUAUCUAUGGUCUUGAUUUGAAAAAGUCUUUGGUAGAUUCUAUAGAUUCCAUCUACCGUAAUAACUUAUUACAUAUGGCCAGGAUGUUAGCACCUUCUACUUCACUUAAUGACAUCCCAGGUGCAGCUUUGCAGAUGCAGAGGGAACUACAAUGGUUUAAGGAGGUGGAGAGCAUUGCUCCUUCCAGGGCUCUGGGAUUUUUAAACAAGGAGAAUUUUACUCCCCGAGAAUUGUUUACGAAUAACCACAAGGACAUGAGGAAAGACGGAGAGCAAUGGAUGAAGGACACAGCAACAUCUUGUACUGUGGUGGGUGCUCUCAUUGUUACCAUUAUGUUUGCUGUAAUAUUUACCGUUCCAGGUGGUAAUGACCAAAAUAAUGGCUUCCCAAUUUUUUUACAUAAAAAAUUAUUUAUGGUCUUUAUAGUAGCCGAUGCUCUCUCACUUUUUUCUUCCUCAACUUCAGUCUUGAUGUUUUUGGGCAUCCUCACAUCUCGUUAUGCAGAAGAAGAUUUCCUUGAGUCCUUGCCGAGAAAGAUGAUAAUAGGCCUUUCCACCCUUUUCUUCUCUAUUGCAGCCAUGAUGACAGCCUUUUCUACUGCUCUUUUUCUUAUGCUACAUGAACAAUCUUGGAUUUUCAAACCUGUCAUUUGUUUGGCUAGUAUUCCUAUCACCCUCUUUGUAUUGAUGCAGUUCCCCCUUCUUAUUGACAUGGCCAAAUCAACUUACAGACCUAACAUCUUCGAUAGGAAAAUGAAGCGUUGGUUUUGACAUAUUCAUUAAUUGUGCUAUAUGAUGUAUUGGUGUCCUGUUAAUAAUUGGCAUAUACUAUCCAAACAUGAAGAUUUUUCUUUCUUAUUAUUAUUUUUUUUCUUGGAAGUUUACUACUGUAUGUUCAUCUCCAAUUACAUACUUUGUGA